ACUGCAGUUCUGACAGCCCUCGAAACCCGACACGAACCCGGACUUUUCGCUUGAACGUCGCUAAAAACGGGGAAUUCUCCUCCACCGCGUGUGUGUGAACUUGUUUUUCCUUGGUUGUGCCCGGCUUUGAGCGAAUAAAAACGGAGACUCGGGCAGCUUCAGGAUCAGAUUUCAGCUCUGAGGAGAAAACCGUCAACUGUCAGCGCGCGAGCGCAGUUUUUCCCGCCUCUUUCUCUAUAUUUUAUAUUUCAUAUCAGUGAAGAAGCGAGCGGUGGAAGAAAACCAAACACAUAAAACAAAGUAAAUAUACAUAUAAAGGGAUAAAUCAACCAGCUAAGACAUCUAGAAGACAUUACAAAAAGUGAGAGGAUGGAGGAGCAGCCCCGGUUGAUGCACCCACCCGGGGUGGGCUUGGGCUUGGGCUUGGGCUUGGUCGGUCACCCGGGCCUCACUCACCGCCCCGCGGAUUCCGUCCCGGGGAGCGACGGAGACUCCAGAAAGCAGGACAUCGGAGACAUUUUACAACAAAUAAUGACCAUAACGGACCAGAGUCUUGAUGAAGCGCAGGCCAGGAAACAUGCUCUGAACUGUCACCGGAUGAAACCGGCCCUGUUCAACGUGCUGUGUGAAAUUAAAGAGAAGACAGUGUUGAGUAUCCGUGGCGCUCAGGACGAGGAGCCUCCCGACCCUCAGCUCAUGAGACUGGACAACAUGCUCCUGGCGGAGGGCGUGUCCGGCCCGGAGAAAGGAGGAGGAGCUUCGGCGGUGGCCACGGCUGCAGCGGCGGCGGCGGCGGCGGGCGGAACCCCGAACGACAGUUCGGUCGAAAAUUCGGACUACAGAGCCAAACUGUCCCAAAUCCGACAGAUCUACCACACAGAGCUGGAGAAAUACGAACAGGCGUGUAACGAGUUCACCACCCACGUGAUGAACCUUCUGAGGGAACAGUCCCGAACACGCCCCAUCUCCCCCAAAGAGAUCGAGCGCAUGGUCGGCAUCAUCCACCGGAAGUUCAACUCCAUACAGAUGCAGCUCAAACAGAGCACGUGCGAAGCCGUCAUGAUCCUGCGCUCACGCUUCCUGGACGCCAGGCGGAAGAGGCGGAACUUUAACAAGCAGGCGACGGAGAUCCUGAACGAGUAUUUUUACUCUCACCUCAGUAACCCGUACCCCAGCGAGGAGGCCAAAGAGGAGCUGGCCAAGAAGUCCUCCAUCACCGUCUCCCAGGUAUCAAACUGGUUCGGAAACAAAAGGAUCCGAUACAAGAAAAACAUCGGCAAGUUUCAGGAGGAGGCCAACAUGUACGCCGCCAGAACGGCCGUCAACGCCACCAGCGCUUCUGCUCAGGGCAGCCAAGCCAACUCCCCUUCAACACCCAACUCAGGCGGUUCCGCCGCCUCUUUUAACAUGUCGCACUCCGGUGAUCUGUUCAUGAGCGUUCAGUCUCUGAACGGGGACUCGUACCAGGGCGUGCAGGUGGGCGCCAACAUUCAGUCACAGGUGGAUACACUUCGCCAUGUAAUCAGUCAGGCCGGAGGCUACAGUGACGCCCUCGCCGCCACCCAGAUCUACAGUCCACAGGGCAUGAAUGCGAACGGAGGCUGGCAGGACGCACCGACCCCGUCCUCCGUAACCUCACCCACAGAAGGACCCGGAAGUGUUCAAUCUGAUACGUCUAACUAAUAUAAACACCGCCGCCAUCACAGGACUCACCUCUACACUACACCAUCACGCCAUCAUGACUCCUCUCAUCGACCCCGCCCAGCGUUUCUAAUACUGUACACGAAAAUAAACUGUUUGUACAUUUCUCACAGCUGAUAAUUGACCAAACACAUUCACGAUUAUCAUUUUAUUUCAAUUCUUCAUUCUACCUCUCAGAAAAAAGAACAGAACGAUGAGAAUAAGAGCAGAACGUCAUCAUCCGUCUCCGUCGGUACGUUCAUGGUUGAUCUCAUCACGUCUUGCGUAGGAACUCGACUCUUUUUGUCAUGUCAGUGUGAGUUGAAUUUCCUAUCAGACUUCACCUGGAGCUUCCAAACGAAGAGACGUUUUAACCAGGACGAUGUUUUAAUCUCAUUUAGUCACUGUUUCAUCCGAGGAAAUGACAAAACCUUUCAGAAUCACCUUCUCUCUCCCCGUCUGACUGGGGUUCUGGAUGCUGCUAUGAAAUGCACUCGUGUGUGCAUGCCUGUAGGUGGAUUUUUCUUCCAUCCCCAUGCGUCCCCUCAGGAAAAAAGACAUUUUCUGCAUUUAGGAGAAGCUUUUAUCCAAAACUAUCUGAGCAAUUCAGUGUUAAGGGCCUCGCUUAAGGGCCCAGCAGUGGCGACCUGGCAGUGGUGGGGAUUGAACCAGCGACCUUCUGAUUACUAGUCCAGUAUUUUAACCCCUAGACUACAGCUGCCACUUAUUAAAGGGUAAUUGAUGAUGCUCCAUCCUGGAUCUUUUUAGCUACAGAAACAGACGCUCUUCCGAGAAGCUUCUCACUAGACUUUAAAGGAUGUUUGUCUGUGUGUGGGAAUUUGUGCCCAUUCAGUCAGACAGCGUUUGUCCGGCUGGGGCAGUAAAGUGAAACUGAGGUCAGAGCUCCAUGCACAAGGGCCUUCCCUAAACUGUUGCUGCCAAUAGAGGUAGAGAUAAAUUACACUAAACACUACUGCCGGGAUACUGGGUUCGAAUCCCCAGUGGUGCUAUCGGCCGUUCGGCGCCCAC
Molecule: messenger RNA, 2709 nt
Organism: Trichomycterus rosablanca
Lineage: Eukaryota; Metazoa; Chordata; Actinopteri; Siluriformes; Trichomycteridae
Gene: pbx1a
Product: pre-B-cell leukemia homeobox 1a
Exons: 9
Coding region: 370-1683 (437 amino acids)
Biological process (GO): regulation of transcription by RNA polymerase II; embryonic organ development; neuron development
Cellular component (GO): nucleus
Molecular function (GO): DNA-binding transcription factor activity, RNA polymerase II-specific; RNA polymerase II cis-regulatory region sequence-specific DNA binding
Source: RefSeq, a predicted model, not a curated record